UAAAGCGAUCCACCCACGCUUCUCCAGCCCACUCCUCUCUUUAUUUGAGGCGCUCCUCUGCUCCAGCCUUCAGAGCAGCAGGCGCCCAGUCAGCGCAGCUCUCUCCUGUCGGGAACGGGAGCUGGUGCUUUACAUUUUGUUGGAUUUACUCUCAUCUCGCCAAGAUGAGACUUGUUUUUGUUGUUGCUGCGGUUGCGGCUCUUCUGACAGAAAAUCUAGCGCUUCCAGUGGGAAAAGAAGGGCAGAGAGAAGAUGUGGUGACGAGAUGUUUGGUUGAAGUCCUGUCCAAAGCUCUCAGCAAACCGGACUCUCAGCUGGAUCAGGAAUGCAAAGACAUUCUCCAAGCAGGGGUUAAACAUGCCCCACUGGACAAGAAGAGUGAGGAAGGGACAGUGACUCAAGAGGUAGUCAAAGGUCACCCUGAGGCAAAAACAGCAGAUGUAAAAGACAUUGAAGCGCUCCUGAAAUCCUGUGGAGGAAAGAGGGAAAACCCCGAAGACGAGCGCAGCCAAGAAUCCUGGAGUCUGGGUGAUGAUAAGGAGAAGAGACGCGAGAACGAGGAGGAAGAGGAACGGGAGAAGAGGAGCAGCUGGAGGCCCAGAUACCAGCAGAGGAAACACAAACGUGGCGAAGAAGAAGACAACGAGCGCAGCCAGGAGAGUUGGGGUGUAGAGGAGAAGAGAUCAGAGGAAGAAGAGGAGGAAGAAGGUGAAGAUAGAGAGAAGAGGAACUGGAGGCCCGGAAGGUACCACCAAAGAAAACACAAACGAGAUGAGGAACCUCUAGGAGAAGAGAGGGAGGAGCCAGAGGAGGAACGUAGCCAAGAGUCCUGGGAUGUAGACAAAAGGCACGGGAAUGAGGAUGAGGAGGAGAGAUAUAAGCGCAUAUGGAAACCCACACAUCGCUACCACCACAAGAAAAAGCUCCACAAACGCGGUGACGAGCCAACCGAGGAAGAGGAAAAUGGGGAUCGCAGCCAGGAAUCUUGGGGUCUUGAUGAUGAGAGGGACAAGAGGGGCUGGAGACCAGGAAGGUACCACCAGAGGAGACAGAAGCGUGAUGAAGAGCUCUCAGAGGAAGCCAGGGAAGAGCCAGACGAGGAACGCAGCCAGGAAUACUGGGAUUUUGACACCGGAAGAGAUAAGAGGGACUGGAGGCCCGGCAGGUACCACCAGAGGAGACACAAACGUGAUGAAGAGCUCUCAGAGGAAGCCAGGGAAGAGCCAGAUGAGGAACGCAGCCAGGAAUACUGGGACUUCGACACCGGAAGAGAUAAGAGAGACUGGAGGCCCGGCAGGUACCACCAGAGGAGACACAAACGUGACGAGGAGCUCUCCGAAGAAGCCAGGGAAGAGCCGGACGAAGAACGCAGCCAGGAGUACUGGGACUUCGACACUGGAAGAGAUAAGAGAGACUGGAGGCCUGGCAGGUACCACCAGAGGAGACACAAACGUGAUGAGGAGCUCUCAGAGGAAAAGCGAGAGGAGGCAGACGGGGAGCGCAGCCAGGAGUACUGGGGCUUCGACAAAAGACAUGGAAAAGAAGAGGGAGAAAUAGAGAAGCGUGUGUGGAAACCAACACACCGGUACCACCAUAAAAAGAAAUUUCACAAGCGUGGCGGAGGCUCAUCAGAAGAAGAGGACGAACAGAGGGGUGAUUCAGAGGAAUAUGAGGAGGCUGCAAAGGACAGGAACGAAGCUCUGAGGUAUCUGGCAGAGAAGCGCAAUCCCUGGAUUUACAGAGGCUACUACCAUCCUGCCUGGUUUAAAAGGGAUUCAGAUGAACACGCUGCAACCUCCAACAAGAUGGAUGAACUGGCCAAGUUGCUGAGCUACAAGAUAAACCAGCUGGCCAAUCAUUCUAAUCAAGAGGAAGCAAAGAGAAGCACGCACCAGAGACCACUCACCCCGCAGGAGGAGAAAGAGCUGGAGAACCUAGCGGCUAUGGACUUGGAGUUGCAGAAAAUCGCAGCCAAAUUGCAUGACAACAGUGCAUAAGCCAAGAUGAACAGCAUUUCAAGACACUAUCAGCUAUCAGUGGAUUAAAGCUGCUGUCUUAACUGUACGUCUGUCAAUUUAGUGUGCUUACAGUGUUACAAAAAGACAAAAAAAUAACCCUGGAGCCUUGCCAAAAACAUGAAUAUCAACUUGUUUAUCAUCGUAUUUGUGAUAUUUUGAUGUUAUCUGAUUAAUCAGCAUGGGAAUGGUUUUGAUGUUUAUACAUAUAAAGAGAAAAUAUGACAAUAAUAUAUAUCUGAAACAGAUUAUUAAAAUAAUUGUGUUCUAAAGAGUUUGUUCAGUCUGCACUCAAUAAAAGGAGUUAUUCUGGGACCAAACAAA
This is a messenger RNA of Lates calcarifer (barramundi perch), 2339 nucleotides long. RefSeq names its product chromogranin B (gene chgb). NCBI's taxonomy places the organism in Eukaryota, Metazoa, Chordata, Actinopteri, Centropomidae. Gene Ontology annotation, cellular component: secretory granule. The record is from RefSeq and is a predicted model, not a curated record.